AUGCACAAACUAUACUUCGUUGCAGAAAUUGAACUUUGCAGACUUCUGUCGAGAUGCUUGUCGUCAUUAUUUGUUUUCUCUGAGGAUCAAAGUAAUACAAUUCUGGCACCAGAAACUCUUCCAAAUCUCUUCUUAGGACUUUCAGCCCGCCACGAAAUUUGCUCGCUCAUCGGCUGGAACCCACAGGAAUCUUGUGAAAAUAUGGAAUAA
Molecule: messenger RNA, 210 nt
Organism: Cylicocyclus nassatus
Lineage: Eukaryota; Metazoa; Nematoda; Chromadorea; Rhabditida; Strongylidae
Source: the annotation of a GenBank genome assembly